AUGACGUCGUUCGUCGAAGGGUUGACCAGCCCUGAAAUGGAAAUUGCUGAGGGCGGAGUCAUCUUGGAUAAUAGGACACGAUUCGCUGACCUAAAAGCCAUGCUGGAUAGUAAUAAAGAUAACCUAAAAGUUGAUGCAAUGAAACGAAUAAUUAACCUGAUAGCGAAAGGAAAAGAUGUCAGUGAACUAUUUGCUGCAGUUGUGAAGAACGUAGCAGCAAAAAAUGUGGAGCUGAAAAAGUUGGUAUUUGUUUAUCUUGUACGAUAUGCCGAAGAACAACAAGAUCUUGCACUUCUCUCGAUAUCAACUUUCCAACGGGCUCUCAAAGAUCCGAAUCAACUGAUUCGUGGAAGUGCUCUCCGAGUUUUAACAUCAAUCCGUGUUCCGAUGGUCGCACCAAUCAUGCUUUUAGCCAUCAAAGAUGCAGUACGUGAUAUGAGUCCAUACGUGAGGAAAGUUGCUGCACAUGCCAUACCAAAACUAUACUCACUGGAACCUGAACUCGAACCUCAGCUUGUCGAUUGCAUAGAUUUUCUUCUCGCUGAUCGAAGAAGUUUAGUACUCGGUAGUGCUGUUUACGCAUUUGAUGAGAUCUGUCCACACCGACUCGAUCUUCUUCAUAAACACUUCAGAGCAUUAUGUCGUGGUUUGGCAGAUGUCGACGAAUGGGGUCAAAUUGUGAUGAUCAACAUGUUGACUAGAUAUGCAAGACAUGAAUUGGCGGAUCCAGAUAGAGGACCACCCGAUACGGAUGUUGUACUUCUUCUCAACUCAGCUCGUCCUCUACUUCAAUCAAGAAAUUGUUCAGUUGUCAUGGCAGUCGUACAAUUAUUUUAUCAUGUUGCGCCGAAAGCUCAACUCUCUCAGAUCGCCCGUGCACUUGUCCGACUUCUACGUGGUCCACGGGAGACCCAAUACGUAGUUCUCACCAACAUUGCAACAAUAUGCGAACGAAAUCCGGUAGAGGAAGGAACUUACGCCAUCUCAAAAACGAUGUUCGACCCGUUCCUAAAAUCAUUCUUCGUACGAUCCUGUGACAGUUCUCUCGUUAAGAAACUAAAACUUCAUGUGCUCACAAGUUUGGUUUCAGAAGCGAAUGUUCAUAUCAUUUUGAGAGAGUUACAGACCUAUGUUCAUAUGUCUGAUUUAGCUUCUCCAGCUGUUGAGGCAAUUGGAAGAUGUGCAGUUCGCGUCGGAGCAGUAUCAGAUCAAUGUAUGACUGGACUUGUCCAAUUGAUUUCUUCUUCCGAUGAGAAAGUCGUAUGCUCUGCUGUAGUUGUCAUCAAGAGACUUUUGCAUGCUUCUGCCCCUCUGAAUCUUCUUUCAAGGCUUAUGAGGCUCAUGCCGAAUAUGAUUGCAGCACAAGCGCGAGCUUGUGUCAUUUGGCUCGUCGCCACCCAUGUCGAACAAGUUCUACACAUGGCUCCAGACUUUUUGAGGCUUAUUGCAAAGAAAUUUUCGACGGAAAAUGAGCUGGUUAAACUAGAAGCUCUGAAACUUGCAGUGAAGUUGUGGCUUGUGAAGCGUGAUGACUCUGAAAAGAUUGUACAAUACGUAUUCCAACUUGCCCGAUUCGAUCUCAGUUAUGACGUUCGUGAUCGAUGCCGAUUUUUACGGAAUCUAAUGUUCAAUACGGAGAUUCUUUCACAGCAUAUGGAAGAGAUUUUCAUGUCGAAAAAGCCAGCACCAGAGCUUAUUAGUAGUUUCAAGGAACGUGAUAAAUUCCAAUUGGGAUCUCUGUCACAUGUGUUGAAUCAAAGAUGUACGAAAUACAUUGAUCUACCCGAAUUCCCAGCAACAUCAAGUGAUUCGUUAUUAAGAAAAGAAGCACAUGCACCGAAUGAAUUGAAAUUGGAUGAUAGUGACGAAGAAGAAGAUGAUGAUGAUGAAGAUGAAGAAGAAGACGAAGAUGAAGAAGAGGAGGAUGAAGAUGAAGAAGAUGAGGAAGAGGAAGAAAAUGAAUCAGAAGAAGAAGAGGAAGAUGAUGAGGAUGAAGAAAGUGAAGAGGAAUCUGAUGAAGAAGAUGAAGAGGAGGAAGAAGAGGAUGAUAGUGAGCCAGAGGAGAAGCCUAACCCAAAACCAUCUACUAAGAAACAAGCACUCAUUCUCAAUAAAUCAAAACCAAUGAAUGGUAAGCCAAAAACAGAAAGAAAUGAUCUCGAUUUGCUGAUUGACGUUGAUUUCUCGGCCGCGGGAAGUCGUCAAAUAAUGGAUGCAACUCAUAUCGAAGAAAAAGAAAUUGAACUUUUGAAUGUAAUUGAAGGAAACGGGCUAAUAUUAUCAAUUAGUUAUCCGCGUAUUAAUGAUGGACAAUACACGGCUAUUCGAUUUGGAAUCACAAACAAAACCGAUGGAGAUUUGUUAGGAGUUGAAUUAAAAACUGAAGAAGGUCUCGAUGUGAAGGGAAACUCGAUUAUUGGAGAUAUUCCGUCUGGAGCACGAGUUUCUGUUGAUUUGCUCGUAGAUUUUGGAGAUAGUGCGACAAGUAGAGAAUGGAUACUUACAAGAGAUGAUGGUCAUGAGAAGCAUUUCAGAUUUGAGGUCCCAUAUGGUGAGCAAGUUCAACCAAUUCGUCUGUCUCCAGAAGAUAUUUCAAAAGAAAGAAGUCGUCUUGGAGGUCUCAAUCGGCAUGUGAUACAACUCGAAAAUCCCAUUAAUCCUUCGUCAAUUGCUCUAUUUGUUAACGCAUUUUCUUCGGAUUUGACCAUUUUCACUUGCCAGACACGUUCACGAAAGGAUGUUUGUAUUCUGACAGUUUCAGAAAAAUCGAUUGAGUGCUGUUGUGACAACUCGGUGAUAGGACGAAUGCUGGCGUUCUCUGUCUCCAAAAAUUGCUAGAAAGAUUAAUUCAAAUUGUAUUUAUUUAUUUAUUUUGCUCACUUUUUCUUGAAAUCAUUCCUUUACUAACUAUUCAUGGUGACGGAUAUAUAAAUUUUUAACAGAAA
Molecule: messenger RNA, 2945 nt
Organism: Caenorhabditis elegans
Lineage: Eukaryota; Metazoa; Nematoda; Chromadorea; Rhabditida; Rhabditidae
Gene: apb-3
Product: AP-3 complex subunit beta
Exons: 8
Coding region: 1-2838 (945 amino acids)
Biological process (GO): vesicle-mediated transport; intracellular protein transport
Cellular component (GO): Golgi apparatus; membrane coat; AP-3 adaptor complex
Source: RefSeq, marked reviewed